CAAUAAAACUGAAAACUGCAAAAUUGUAAAUCAAAAGCUAGUUUAUUCUAAUAUUUUCGUAGCUGAAUAUAAAAUGUAACAGUUCAAAUACGUGUAAUAUAAACUAAUAACUGUUAUACAUUUUUAAAGUCGUCGAUGAUAAGAUCAAAUUUCCAAACCCUUAAUUUUGAUUGUUAGAAAACUACACCAUGUCUUUGAAAACAUAUAGCCAAACUUUAUUUAUGGUGCUAUCUUUUGCGUUCUUUGCGCAUGCUACAUAUAAAUACUUGACAAAGAAGAAAAAAGAAGAGACCAGAGAAAAAGAAAUUCAUGAGGUUAUUAUGUUUUCAUAUGGAUCAGAGGAAGUUAAGAGGAGCAAAUAUUCUCGUUGUAGGAUAUCAGAAAAUAUGGACAGAUUAUUGCAUUACUUGAAUCAACCUGUAUAUAACCUGGAUAUUUGCAUGUACGUUUGGUCAAAUCAAGAUAUAACUAAUAUUAUAAUGAAGUUACAUUAUCGAGGUGUAAAAAUACGUGUGAUAGUUGACGCUGACAUGGCGUUUGCGCCUGGAUCGAAUAUAAGGAAAUUAGAAAAGAACCGCAUACCAGUACGAUGGAUGAAGUCAACCAAUUUGAUGCACCACAAGUUCUGCCUUGUAGACACAUUGAGUGGAGAUCCUAAUUUGACUCCGUUUGUUAUGGCAGGCUCACUAAACUGGACUAACCAAGCCUUGUGGGGUAACUAUGAAGACUGCCUAGUGACUUCACAAAAACAAUUAGUAGAACAAUUUCAAACGGAGUUUGAAAGACUAUGGAUUCUGUUUAAACCUAUUGUUGACUAAAAGUAGUGAUAAAUUUGUUUUUUUUUCUAAAGCAUUUUUAAUUUGAGAUUAAUAAUACUGAGGCACCAAUUUAAGAACUAAUUAACGGAUCAACUUAGAAAUAUUGUAAAAAGUUCUACUUUAGAAAUAUACCUUUCAUUAUUUCUGGGUUUAUUUGGUUUAUCGUAAAGACCAAAAGUGCUAUUUUCCAUCUUUAAUAAAUUGUACAACAAACAGUUAAACUGUUUUGCCAUUUUUGUUCUUUUUUGUUUUUAGUAUUAAUUAAUGUGGUACUCUAAUGGUAGUCCCACAUUAUAGGCAAUAAGAUCUUUUUGUACCAAUAAGUAAUUUUAAGUUGAAAGUUUUUAUUUUUUUAUUUUAAUAUGGAACUGAAGAGAGAAAUUCAGUCAUGCUACCUGCAUUUAUAUUUUUUAGUGUUGUUUAUUUCAAUGCGGCAUGUAAAACAUUUUUUUUUUAAUUUUCUUUGGUUUAUUUUAACAACCUACAACUAAAUUUUUCUUUUAAUUUUAGUAGUGAUUAAAAAAAUUAUUUUGCAAAUCAAAGUUUUUAAAAACAUAGUUGAAUGCUCUAUUUAAAUUGGUUAUCUACAGUUUUGUAUUAUAAUUAUUUUAAUAAUUGUAUGUACCUGUGUU
Spodoptera litura is the source of this 1450-nucleotide messenger RNA. Its product is annotated as mitochondrial cardiolipin hydrolase. Gene Ontology annotation, cellular component: mitochondrion. NCBI's taxonomy places the organism in Eukaryota, Metazoa, Arthropoda, Insecta, Lepidoptera, Noctuidae. The record is from RefSeq and is a predicted model, not a curated record. Gene Ontology annotation, molecular function: RNA endonuclease activity producing 5'-phosphomonoesters, hydrolytic mechanism. Gene Ontology annotation, biological process: piRNA processing.